AUGGUACAAUUAACAUCUAUCUAUCUAUCUAUCUAUCUAUCUAUCUAUCUAUCUAUCUAUCUAUCUAUCUCAGUCUAUUCUUACUCAUUUCAGUCAAUUAAUACCAUAUCUAUCUAUCUAUCUAUCUAUCUAUCUAUCUAUCUAUCUAUCUAUCUAUCUCAGUCUAUUCUUACUCAUUUCAGUCAAUUAAUACCAUACCUAUCUAUCUAUCUAUCUAUCUAUCUAUCUAUCUAUCUAUCUAUCUAUCUAUCUAUCUAUUUCCGUUCUACUUUUUCAUGUUUGCCUUUCUCUUCUUUGUCUAUUUCUAUUUUCCUUUUUGUUUUAUUCCUUGUCAUUACACCGUUUCUUUCUUUCCUUUUUCUAUUUUCUCUUUCUUCUCUUUCAUUCUUUUCUUUUCUUUUCUUUUCAAUAUUGCAUGUUCCCGUUUUACCUUUAACUUUCCUCUAUUUCUCUUCUAUCUUUCUUUCUUUCUUUCUUUCCUUCUUUCUUUCUUUCUUUCUUUCUUUCUUUCUUUCUUUCUUUCUUUCUUUUUCAAUGGUCUUCUUCUUUUUUGCUUUUCAUUAUUCCGUUUCUUUCCCCUGUCUUCUUUUGUAUUUCCUUUUAUUUUUCCUUGAACCUUUUUCUUUUUUUCUUUUUCUGUUUUUCUUUUUCUUUCUUUUCUUUCUGCAUUUUUUUACUUUUUUUGUUCCCCCACCAAUUUAUUCACCACCCCCUUUUCAAAUCCCCCUCUCUCUUCUUAUUUCAUCUCUUUCAUCUGAUUACAAGGAUUUGAUAUUAUCUAUCUAUCUAUCUAUCUAUCUAUCUAUCUAUCUAUCUAUCUAUCUAUACCGGAUCCGUGGUGCCACAUUUGACAAACGGACAAAAGAGUCGAGGACGACCAAGUCUUGGCAAGGUCGGCGUACUCAUCAAACUCAGCGAAGCGUCACGCAACAAUCUAUCUCUUUGCAUAUCUAUCUAUCUAUCUAUCUAUCUAUCUAUCUAUGA
Molecule: messenger RNA, 984 nt
Organism: Acanthosepion pharaonis
Lineage: Eukaryota; Metazoa; Mollusca; Cephalopoda; Sepiida; Sepiidae
Source: the annotation of a GenBank genome assembly